GCUAUGAAUAUAUGUAAUCAAUGGGGUAGGUGGAGCUUCCUGUCAGCCAUGUUGAGUAUGGACAAUGAUUGGCUUGAUAAAAUCCUGUACAGUCUAGAUGAAAUACAUUACAAGGGUCCAUUGCUGAAGGAGGUGGAAGGGAAGGAGGGAACUCAAACUGGUCUAGAGGUAGCCAUUGCCAGUGGGUUAAAGGACAGGAAUUAUGUACAUCUGAUAAUGUGUUUAACAUCAGAACUGAAGGAAUCACUUAAACUGAAUGAGACUGUCACUGAACCAUCCGAUCCUGAUGAUUCUGACUCAUUUCAUCUUGAGUUAAGGUUGUUCCUCAAUGAAUUAAAUUGCGACCAUGAGACACUGAUAACUGAUCCAGCUGCUUUUAAUGAGCCUCGGAACAGACUCAUUCUGAUUGAUUAUUUAUUAACUGAGCUGAUGACUGCUCGGCUGUUGAAAGUAAAAAUAGAAGAAUCUUUUGAAUAUAAAAGAAAUAACUGUGAAGUAAGAAGGGCUGAGAGCUACCAGUUGAAAGUAGAAAUAGAAGAAUCUACCAAAUAUAAAAGAAAUAAUUUUGAAUCUAAUCCUUACGAUGUCCAAUCUAAUCUGUUGGCCAUUUUGAAUGUUUUUGGCAUUGAUAUUCCACCUCCUUAUGUCACGCCCACCAUGAUACUUAAUAAAAUAAUUAAAAAAAGUCAAGAACGCAUUUCAAAGGCCCCAGUUGGGUACAUUGGUAAACCACUGGUAUUACAACGACUGAGCGCUAAACAAUGGGGGACAUUGGACCAUAUCAACGAGGCUUUGUUGAAAGAGUAUUCUGUUAGGAGACAGAUGUUAUUGACAAGGUGCAGCGUAACUGUCCAAUCAUUUAAAUGGUCUGAUAGAACCAAAGGUAAGGAUGAGUCAUUUACUAGGGUGUGUCAGUCAAAAUGGACUCCAUUGAAAGAAAAGGCCCCAAUAAUAAUAGCAAGAGUAUUAGCUGCUAAAAACGAGUUAUUGAGUAUUGAGAAGACCAGUAGUGGCUCUGUUAGACAGAGCACAGCCUCUGAUAUUAACAAGGUUUUGAUUGGUUCCGUUCCUGACAGAGGGGGCAAACUUAAUGAGACAUGCCUACCACCUGAAAUGCCUUUGUUUAAGCAACGGACUGAAGGACCAAGUAAAAAGAGAGGUGGAGUGUCUAUGAUGGCAUGGUUCUCAAAAGAUGAGCUUUCGUUCGUUAAAGAAGUACCCGAUCAAAUUGAAAUAGAGUGUCCAGUUUGUCUUCAUAUCUUGAAAGAUCCUCAUCAGGUGAGCUGCUGUGGUAAAAAUUUCUGCAAGUCUUGUAUUGAGCGAAUAAAAGCUAGUAAUGGAUCCUGUCCUAUGUGUAAAGAGGAGAAGUAUCAAUCCUUUGAAGAUAAAAAUAUCGGUCGAAUCAUUAAUGGAUUACAAGUCUAUUGUACUAAUAUGAUGGAAGGAUGUCAAUGGAAAGGAGAUUUGAAGAAUAUGUCUAGUCACCUUAGUAAAGAGAUGAGAGAAGGAAAAUGUCAAUUUGAACAGGUCAAAUGUCGAUAUGACGAUUGUCAAAUAAGAGAUCAGCGUUUACAUCUUAACAUUCACGAGAAGGAGGGAUGUGACCAACGACCAGACAUAUGUGAGCACUGCUAUGUAAGAGGCACGUAUUUCUUCAUUACCUUCUUGCAUAUGGAAUUUUGCUCAAAGUAUCCUACUACAUGUCCAAACGAUUGUGCACAUUCUGCUAUGCCUCGAGAACGUAUUCUUCAUCAUUUAACACAGUGUCCAUUAGAGCCAGUAGAUUGUGUGUUUAGUUGGGCUGGUUGUGACGAUAAGCCAUUACGUAAAGAUGUACAUGUACACACUGCUGAUACUAAACACAUGACGCUGUUAGCUGUAGCUUGUGGACAAUUAAAGAAAGAAAAUGGACAAAUGAAAGAAGAAAAUGAACAAAUAAAAGAAGAAAAUGAGAAAAUAAGAGAGGAAAACGAGAAAGUAAGAGAAGAAAUGAUGAAACAAAACAAAGAAUUGAAAGAAAUGAAUGCUCGAACAUUAUCUUACAUUGCUGUCAUGGAUUGUGAUAGAUAUCCUCUUCUACCAAUUACGCUUUAUAGAACAAGUGAUCCUGUCCCUGUUCACUUUUAUACUGAGAUUGGUGGCCAUCACAUGUCAGCCACCGUACUUCAACCAAGACUCUACCUUGCGUUUCAUCAUGGAAAGUUUGAUAAAGUCGCUGCAUUUUCCCAGCCUAAAAUUCUAGUCAAAUAUGAUAGUGAUGAUGCACAGCCUGUACAGAUAAAGUCGUAUAGAAAAGUAAAUGAUGAUAUUCCCACACAGGCAGUAACGGAACCGUCAAAAAUACAAGAUGAUGGACUAACUUCUAUAAAUAUUUUUGAUUUCAUCAGCAUUAACAUUACACUUACUUUUUCUAAUGAAGUCACUGUGAGUCUGUGACAAUGAUGCCAUCCAUGCCUGACUGACGUCAGGGCAUGGUGAAGGAGCGUAGUCCCUCAUUGUUUUAGUUACACUGUACAUUAGUAUUUUUUAGUAUCAUGUGUGCUUAUUUUUGUUUUGUUUUUUUUAAUUUUAUUAGAGAGUACCAAUAAUUUGAACAGUUUUGGCUGAUGUACAUGUAUGUAAUUAAUUGCUGAUUAAAUAAUCCUUUUUGCAU
Molecule: messenger RNA, 2653 nt
Organism: Amphimedon queenslandica
Lineage: Eukaryota; Metazoa; Porifera; Demospongiae; Haplosclerida; Niphatidae
Exons: 9
Coding region: 4-2436 (810 amino acids)
Cellular component (GO): tRNA-splicing ligase complex
Molecular function (GO): zinc ion binding
Source: RefSeq, a predicted model, not a curated record